This is a messenger RNA of Pocillopora damicornis (cauliflower coral), 3352 nucleotides long. RefSeq lists its product as uncharacterized. The record is from RefSeq and is a predicted model, not a curated record. Lineage: Eukaryota; Metazoa; Cnidaria; Anthozoa; Scleractinia; Pocilloporidae.
UCUUCGGCGUCUGUAGUAACGAAGGACGGUUACUUUUAAUUGAAGAUAAUCACCAAAAUUCUAGUUUUGCUAAUUCUAAAUCCGGGAUAUUGAAAAUCUCGCGAAAAAAGUUGUUUUUGUGAAGAGUUUGAAGGGAAUUUUAAGGAGUUCCCUCGAGUUGAGGCGAAGUUUCGAAGAUCACCACUGCAACGUUGGAUUUAAGACUAGAUCGAGAUAAUUGUGACGGAAAAUCGAACGCUGUGCAUCAAUCAAUGGAACGAUUUGGAGGGUCACUGCCUGUAAAAGGAUACAGCGGUGAAUUGGCUGGGAAAAAACGAGUGCAACUUCCAGCAGAUCAUGGAAAAGGUUACACCUCUUACGACUCCAGUAAUUUGUUUCACAGCACCCCCAAAAUAAAGCCCAUAUCUUCAUCAUAUUCAACAACAUUACCAAGUGGUUACAAGACCAGAACAACCAAUACAAGCUUUCAGACAGGUGUAAGCCCAUCUCGGUCACAGCGCAGUAAAUCUCCAACGCGUAGCACAAGCCCUGGCCGUCGACCAGUGAGUCCAAAUUUGCAUACAGCAACAAGUCCAAGACUACACAACAGAUCUCUGUCUCCUAAUAGUAAACAGCUCUCUGACGUAGAUAGUGACACAAUACAAAGGCAGAGACGAGAACUUCAGCUGCUUAUUGGGGAACUCAAAGAUAGAGACAGAGAAUUGAAUGAUAUGGUACAAGCUCAUCAAAAACAGAUAGUGGCUUGGGAGGAGGACAGACAAAGGGUGUUUGCUCUUGAGAAGCGAUCUUCCAGGCUUGAAAGUGAACUCAAAAGUAGAAAUGAACAAAUGAAGGCAUUACAAGCAAGGCUUAAAGCUUCUGAAACAGAGGAAAAGAACAAAGGCAAAGAACUUGAAGAUACUCAGCUUCAACUUCAACAAGUUUCAGAACAUGCAAAUACUUCUCUUCAUCAAGUUCAGGAACUUGAAGAAAAGAACAGUGCUUUAACUUCAUCAAUGAGAGAGCUAUCAAAUACAAUAGGACAGCUUCAAGCCAGAGAACAGGAGCUUUUAACAAAACUAAAACUUAAGGACAAUGACAUAAUGGAGGCAAAUGUGAGCUUAGGAGAACUGCAACAAAAGAUAAAACGUCUUGAAGGAUUAUGUCAGGAACUAAGGAAAAAUGAAAGUUCAAUCAGGACAGAGAGAGACCAGUGGAGAGAUCAAGCCACAGCUAACAAACAUGAAGUAGAAAAACUAAGAGUUGAUAUCAGUAAACAGUUUAGUGAUGCAGACGAAGUUCAAGCUGAGCUUGCGAAGACCAAGCAAGAAAUUUUAGUUUUGCAGAAGGAACUUUUCUUAGCAGGAGAAAGAGAGAAGAGGAAAGAUCAACUGCUUGAUUUACAAAAAUCAAAGCAAGAGAGAACGGACUCAGAGUUGCAAAACCUUCGACAAAUCUGUGAUAGACAACAACGUGACAUUUCUUACAUGCAGCUCCAGUUACAAAGUUCUCACGAUAUGCUGUCCAAACAUGUCACGGAACCUGAUAAAAUGUCAGAGUUGGAAUCUAAUCCCCCGGAUGAAGAUAAAAAGCCUCUAAACAGCUUUUACGAUGCCACGAGUUUUAACCUCAAUGGAGACUAUUUUGACAAUCAGGAUCAAGCGUCCACGAGGUCAAUGGACUUUGAUGGCCCAGUCUCUUCCAAAGGCACUGAUGAUGACCUCGCUGCUUAUAUUCCAGGCGGUGGUGGAGUGUCCUCCCUUUCCAUGCACGCGACAGCCGGAAGUGACUUGGCUGACGACUAUGACAGCCUUUCGCAAGAUCCACUUCAACCUCCGAUCACUUCAGAAAGAGGCUUCACAAGUUCAAAUGUUGACACGUUUCUUCCUCCCAGAAACCCCUCUUACUUCAGCACACCCAACACAAGAACCGACAUUUAUCCGCCAUUAGGUAACCUUUCUCUCACGGGCGUUCGACUAGAGGACCACAGUAGCCUGUUAUCCUUCUCGCCUGGGAGACCAGUGGAAAUUAAUUCCGUAACAACUACGAGACCUGGGGACACUUAUUCCUCUUUCUCAGCUGGUGUAUCUGUACCGAAGACGUCCCCUCCUAAGGCGGAGGGGGACGCUUCACCGACCAGUAAACUACAUCGUCUGCUCGCGGAGUCUCGACAAAUGGUUCAAAACCUCGAACAAUCCUCCACAUUCUCCCUGACCGGAAGUCCUAAUCAGGACUCCACGGUUCCCACGAGUGAGCAGUACACACCGCCGCAAAGACAUCUGGGAAGUCCACUACAUUCGCGUCCAAUACCCACCUCUACUGAAUGAAAAACUAACAUGUCCACAAUUUUCGGCUGAUCCUAACGUCGCACGCCCGCAGUGCUUCUGUGCUUAAAACUUGAUUCGUCUCACAUUCGGAUCGUCUUCGAAAAUCCGAAUACUUCCGUAAAGCCAGUUGUGACUGCUCGAAUCAAAAUGGUUUCCAACAUUAAUCCACGUGAAGUUAAAUUUUGUUUCGAUAUAAAUAGUAUAGCUUGAGUUACAAUUGUGUUUUAACUGUAAAUAACGAAUACUGACUAUUAACUUGACCUUUUUUCAUUAUUUUUUGUUAUGAAAAAAAAGAGAAAAAAUCCAUUUCGUACAAAUCCAGUCUAAUGUACUCUCUUUUGUUGACCAAAAAUACAAUGCAAAUAUCUUUGAAUUAUUUUUUUUAUGAUAUUUUAAAAUUGAUUGAGUUAUAUUGAGAAACGGAUGUAUUUCAUUUUUAAUAUCUCGCCUUUUCAGAUUAAACAAAUGCGAACGAACUCGUUCUCCUCUAUGACACAGUUUGAAAAUUAGUUCUCCUAAGCUUUGAGUUCAUCUCCUACAGGCCAGGUGUUAAAGGCUACACAUUACUACUUGUUUAUAUACAGUUAUAUUGCUCAUGUUGGAUACUGGUGUUAUAAGUUUGGUAUUAUUGUGCAAAAAGAAAAGUUCACCUGACGCAACAUGUCGCAACUUUUUGGAACAGAAGUAGUUAUACUCGCAGCAAACGUUCUUUAGCCUUUAGAGUCAUACAACCAUUUUUUCUUUCGUGAUGAGAAACGCGCCUGCAACAAGACGCACGCGUGGCGUAGCCAGAUGGAAAAUUAGCGGAUGAUAUUAGAGCCUCUCUCUUAACCGAUCGCGCGUGUCAACAGGCAGUCCACGCGUUAUCGCGUGGUUCAUCGCGUUGGAUUUCAACCAGGCAAUCACGUUGGAGGGAAAUAUAUUAGGAACAUUUACUCCAACAUUUUAGCCUAAAUGUCAACCACUAAUCGAGAGGUACAACAGAAUUCUUAUGUUUUGAUACACGUACUCAUUUCAUCUAUUAUACUAACCAGUCGUAAACUUUA